AGGUCUAGACCAGAUCCUGGGGUAUUUUAGUCGCACAGGUUUGUGACAGUAUGCGGGGAUGCACGGGAUUCCCGAUGGCCGUCUCGGUGGUAUUGACACUUUUGACCAUCAUUAACGUGAAGGCGAGUGGAGAAUACUGUCACGGUUUUCAUGACGCCCAGAGCGCAUGGAGAGACGGCUUUCAGUGCCCGGAGCGCUUCGACAGCGCCGAGGCCAUCAUCUGCUGCGGGAAAUGCGAGCUCAGAUACUGCUGCUCCAGCUCAGAAGCUCGCCUGGACCAGGGCACAUGUGAUAACGAUAAGCAGACACAAGACACCAACCCUGGGAACAAGGACGACAAAAAUUCUGGGGCAGUACCCAUCUAUGUGCCCUUCCUGAUCGUCGGCUCGGUCUUCGUUGCCUUCGUGCUGGUGGGCUCCGUUGUUGCCGUGUGCUGUUGCCGCUGUCUCCGUCCCAAACAGGAGCCUUCAUCAGGCGGCGGCUCAGGAGGAGGGUCCAGCAGCGCCCGUGUCCUUGAGACGAUUCCCAUGAUGGCCAGCACAGGUACGUCGCGAGGCUCGUCCUCCCGCCAGUCGAGCACUGCCACCUCCUCCAGCUCUUCAGCUCCACCGGCCGCCCCCCGUUCCGCACACGCCCCUCUGCUCCGCGCCCAGGCCUCGUGCUGCCUCCCGCCGGAUGCCAGCGUCUACGUGAACAUGCCGACCAACUUCUCAGUGCUAAACUGCCAGCAAGCCACUCAAAUCCUUCCUCACCAAGGCCAGUUUCUACAUCCUCAGUACAUCGGAUUCGCCCACCCUGUUUCUCCGGCUCCUGCCUUCCUAGAUCCCGCUCAAGUGGGCUACCGCCCAUUGCAGUCUCCGUACCCUCCGCCAACCAGCGUGGCUAGUGUGGCCAGUGUGACCGGGGACCAAAAAUACCCUCCGGUUACCAUGUGAAUCCCAAUGGGACCAUCAUAGGAAUCAAAAUCACACAAAAAAUCAGUUCAGGGCACAAAAUUGAGAGUCAUGGCUUGCAACCACACAAAUGAGACUCUCAAACCGGUGCUUUAUCAAACACAACAUUGUUUUCUGUGAUAUAAAGGACACAGUGCUUAAGAAAUGACUGGAUGUGUGUGUAACGUGCCUUGAAAAGUGCUAAUGGUGCCUUUGUAAAUGAAGCGCGUGUGUAUAUAUGCGAUGUAUAUUUGUGUUGUAUAACCGUGCAUGUGCGCUCUGUGCGUGACUGUAUAGGUGUGUUGGUUUAUGAGAUGCAGUAUGUGAAUAUGUGUGUGUGUAGUGCACUAUAUGUUGUGUGUAAUGGGAAUCACAGGUGCUGUAAUGUGAAAAACAGUCCUGGCUCCCUGUUGGAUGCUUAAAAUCUAAUGAAGUGAACACAGGACACAGACUGUGACGCUCCACCCUCUUGCCCACUGCAGCACACGCACAUACAGUAGACACACACACUUAAACUUUUGCAUAUACACACUCACAUUCUGCAGAACCAAAGUCAUUUUCGCAUUGCCAAGGGACUGAAUAGAAAAUAUACAAAAAUAUAGGCCUGUGUUUGGGAAAGCGAUGUGCGAAGGUGUGUGUAGCUGAGAUCAGCGGUCUUCUGAAAGCACCAGAGUCAAUUACGCACUAAAAACUGUCUGCCAACUGUUCCCCUUCACUAAGUCUCUGCCUUGUGAAAGGACUGUGUAUGUGUGCCACUUUUCUUCCCCUCUGUUAGCAUAAGGUACACGCGAGGAGUACCAAAAGGGUUCCAGGGCAUUUCAUUUGGAGUGGGUUUCUUUCAGCGCGCUCAAAGGCAGCAGUUUAGCGAGGGAAAAAAGCCCCAGGCUCCUCCAGAAGGCCAUCACCUUUCUGGACUACUAAAACUCCAGCAUUAGAUCUCAGACUGGCAGAAAAAUCACAAUGAAAUUAAAGACUGCCAGUCUGAAAU
This is a messenger RNA of Sinocyclocheilus rhinocerous, 1920 nucleotides long. Its product is annotated as protein shisa-2-like. Bases 51 to 935 code for a protein of 294 amino acids. NCBI's taxonomy places the organism in Eukaryota, Metazoa, Chordata, Actinopteri, Cypriniformes, Cyprinidae. The transcript has 2 exons. The record is from RefSeq and is a predicted model, not a curated record.